This is a messenger RNA of Brassica rapa (field mustard), 1729 nucleotides long. RefSeq lists its product as uncharacterized. The record is from RefSeq and is a predicted model, not a curated record. NCBI's taxonomy places the organism in Eukaryota, Viridiplantae, Streptophyta, Magnoliopsida, Brassicales, Brassicaceae.
GUGAAGGGAAGGAGCCAAAGAGUGGGAGGCGCUGUUUCUUCAACCUCUCUCUCUCCUUCUUUUCUGGGUUUUACAGUUAACUUUUUUUCUCGAUAAUCAUCAUCGCCCGAAAACUCAGAUUGUUCCCGGAAUCUUAUAUCCUCCCCCCAAUAUCUCCGAUUGAUCAAAGAAACUGCAAAGACGAGAGAAGAGCUGAAGAUUGAAAGUCAAAAAGUCGGAGAUUAUGGAGCUCUAAUCUCCAUUUUUUUCUUAUGAGCUUCAUGUUCAAGUCAAGUAUCCUCCUUCUGCUUUUAUAUUUGUUUGCCGUUUCGGGGAUAAAGGAGGAGACUUUUAAUCCUGUUCUCUAAUCAUGGCGUCAACAUAUUGAUUACUCUUCCUGGACUGUCCUUUCGCUUUUUGAUUCCUUUGGUUAUGUUUUGAUGAUAGAGACGUUUUUUUGACUUACAAUGAGUACACCAAGAAACGGCUUUUCCAAGCAUCAGAGAGCUGAGAAAGUUUGUGGUCAAGGUGGGCCUAAUUGGAUCCUAAUCGCAGGUGGAGCCUUGUUGAGCACUCUGUCCAUUCGCUUUGGCUACAAGCUUAAGCAGUCGCCUCACUUCAAACCUUCUCAUCAGUCUAAUGCCUCUCCUGGAUUUAAAGCCAAUGGAACAUCUGAGAGGCAAAGAUGUUGUUGUUGUUUGCACUCCUCCAACACGUCUUCCUGUGCAAAGAAUAAUGAUUAUUCCUGCUUCCGCUCCGUUCCAGGAACUGAGAAUGUGGAAGGAAAAGCGGAGACAAACGAGCAAAUGGUAUCUGUAUCUGACAAUUCACUGCCUCUUGUGACGGUUCCUGCUCCAUCAUACAGCAAAGAGAACGGAGUCAUGUGGACUUCCUCUCCUGAUCGCCUGGAACUUCCCCCGAGACCAUACAAUCACCAUUCAACCUGCUCGGAUUCACCUUGCGUAUCUGAAACCAGCUCAGACAUCUUCAGCAAACGAGAAGUAAUACAGAAACUGAGGCAACAGCUGAAGAGGCGAGACGACAUGAUACUGGAAAUGCAGGAACAGAUUCUAGAGCUGCAAAACUCGUACAACGCGCAGAUGUCACACUCAAGCCACCUCCAGGCUCAGCUAGACUCGAUGAACAGAGAUCUGUUCGAAUCGGAAAGAGAAGUUGAGAGACUGAGAAAAGCUAUAGCUGAUCACAGCGUGAGCAAUGGCAAGACAUCUCCUGUUGCACCUUGGAACGGGUUUAUGGAGAGCGAGAACAAUUACGAGUCAGCGGAGAAGGGAACAAGGGAGGGAGAAAGAAUAGAGAGGUUGAGAAAGGAAGUGAGUGAGCUUAAAGAAGUGAUAGACGGGAAAGAGUAUCUGCUUAGGAGCUAUAAAGAGCAGAAGAUUGAGCUUCAAGAGAAGGUGAAAGAGUUGCAGCAGAGAUUGGACUCACAGCUCCCAAACAUAUUAUUGUAGGUUUAAGAGUUAGAGCAUUGUGCAUAUACUUGCUUCUCUUCUGCUGCUUCUUUUUGGUUUUAGUAUUUCCAGUUUCAUCGAAAAAAAUGAAUCAGUGUCCUAAGAGAUCUUUUGGAGUAGCUCACUCUAAGAGAGAUUUUUUUGUUUUUCUGGCUUCAGCUUUGGUUUUGGAAUGUCUUGAUUUUGUUUUAUUUGUGACCUUAUCUCUGUUUUGAUGUUUGAUGUAAAGGAAAGUUAGUAGUUGAAGAUUUUUACGGCGGGAAUGAAUAGUUCGCUGCUUC